Helianthus annuus (common sunflower) is the source of this 2023-nucleotide messenger RNA. Its product is annotated as zinc finger protein ZAT9. The record is from RefSeq and is a predicted model, not a curated record. The transcript has a single exon. The coding region runs from base 538 to 1836 and encodes 432 amino acids. NCBI's taxonomy places the organism in Eukaryota, Viridiplantae, Streptophyta, Magnoliopsida, Asterales, Asteraceae.
CCAUGCAUGAAAUUCUCCCCCGUCUACAACUCAUUACUCAUAUAUAUAGAGAGAGAAAAUAUAUAGAGAGAGAAACAAACAGACAUAUGAAACAGUCGUCCAGUCUGUUUUCAAUUCCCCAUCUCUUAAUUGCCCAAAAAUUUAACCUUUUUUGCAAGAUUUUCAUUUCAAUUUUGACCCAUUUCAGCAUUGGAAAAAAAAAACAGAGUGUUGUGUGUGUGUGUGUGUUUUCACUCUUUCUUGGUGUAAUUUGGUUCAAGAUUUGUUGAAAUUGUUAUCAUGUAUUGCUUUCUUGUUUUCUUGGGUUGAUCUUGAACUGUCUUUAAACAGUUAAACUGAUCUGAUUGUUUAAUAAGUUUAAGAAGUUCAAGAAUCUUUGAGUUUGAUGAAUUUUUGGGGAUUUGAGCCCUAAAGAUGUUGGGUGAAAAAUCAGCAAAUGUAGUUAGCUUAAACUGAUCUUUUGUUUAGUGGGUCCCUCUGUUUUUUGAUUUUCUGAAUUGGGUAUUCUUCAAAAUUGGAUUUUGACAUCAAUUCAAGAUGGAUGAAGAUCAUGAUGAAGUGAGAUUUGAGUGCAAGUUGUGUGAUAAAAGGUUUCCAAGUGGGAAAUCAUUAGGUGGGCAUAUGAGGUCUCAUGUACUUGCUGCUGCUGCUGCUAAUUCAGUUGAAUUAGAUGAUAAUUUGAACUCAAAUUCUUAUGGGUUGAGAGAGAACCCUAAAAAGAGUUGGAGAGCAUCUUCUUCAUCUUCAACUUUACCUUUACCAAAUGAGAGAAUUUGUAAACAAUGUGGCAAAGGGUUCCAAUCUUUGAAAGCUUUAUGUGGUCAUAUGGCUUUUCAUUCUGAGAAAGAUAGGAGCUUCAAGGAGUAUGAUCAUUCUUGGACUAGUAACAAUCUUGAUCAUGAAGAUAAGUUGGCUAACGAUGGUUAUUCGGAUGCCGAAGAAAUCGAGCAGCAGGAUCCAGUUUGCGUUACAAGGUCGAAAUCGAAAAGGUACAAGAAAGUGGUGAUAAAACCACCUUCUUUCUCUUUAACCAAUACUCAUAGUAACAAUAGCAAUUAUAGCAAUUAUAAUUAUGGAUCUUCAUCUGUUUCUGAAAUUGAUGAGUUUGAACAAGAGGAUGUAGCAAUGUGUUUGAUGAUGUUAUCUAAGGAUUCUACUAAUUGGGCCGGUGUUCAUUCGGUUUUGGAAUCCUCAGACAACAGUAGAAAGGAAUGGAAUUUGGAUAGGAAUGAUACCAAAAGCUUCGAGAUUGUGAAUUCGAAUUCCGGGUAUUGUAGGAAUGGAAUCAAGAAAGUGGAAUCGGAUGUUUCGGUUGAGGGGCUUCUUCGGAAUGGAAUGAAAGGUUUCAACUAUAAAGACUUGUCGUAUGAGGAAAAACAAGAAAUUCGAACGAAUUUGUUUAGGGAAUUCGGGUAUGAUAAUUCGUUAAAGAAACAAAUUCGAAACGAUGACAAGGAGGAAUCAUAUAAGAGAAACAAGUAUGAAUGUUUGAAUUGCAGCAAAACUUUUAGUUCAUUUCAAGGGCUUGGUGGACAUAGACCAUGUCACAAAAAGAACAAUGCUUUUAAUCCAAGUGGAAACCGUUCAGAGGCCGAAUUUACUCGCGAUCAAAAGACUAAAUUCGAGAAGAAAACGAAACUAAAAAAGAACAAAGGGCACGAAUGCCCGAUUUGUUUUAGGAUGUUUAAAUCCGGGCAAGCUUUAGGGGGUCACAAAAGGUCUCAUUUCAUGAAUGGUUCUGAAGAUAGGAUUGAUCGUAUUGCAGCAAUGGAACACGCGGUUGCAACGUAUAAAGAUAUGAUUGAUCUUAAUCUCCCUGCUCCAGAAGAGGAUUAGCGUCGUAAACCAUUCAAACCGCGCUCGUUUCGUUUUGGUUAUUUAUCAAAGGACAAAGAGAGGUGAGAGUUCUAUCUUUCAUCUUACUGUUUAGACUGUUUUCAACUUUUGGACAUUUUUUUUUUCCAAUUUACUCAAGAACAAUGAAGUGAAAUUCCCAUUUUUGUUUAAGGUGUUUUCAAGAUCU